UUAACUUAUAGAUCUACAGUGGAGCUAAUAAAUUCGAGAAAAUAAGCUGAAAUAAAAUAAAAUAUGCUCUAUUACAAUUCCAAUAUUAUUUAUAUACUAUGUACAACAUUAUGCAUGCAGAGGGAAAUAUAACUUAUAGAUCUGUCGGGAUCGAAAGAUGUGAUAGGUCAAGGUAAGUGAGAAAACGACUGUGGCUAUUACUUGUAUAGGAAAUAAUAAAAAAUCUGCUCUCUUUUCGUUUAUUAGAGUGAAGCUACAGGAUAUGGCCUGUUCAAAGGAAACAAUUAUCACUUAACCUUUAUCAUCUCUACUAUCUUUCAGUAAAGUUUAUCUUCUACAACUGGUAUAAGUCGGCGUAAAACUAAAGAAAACUUAACAGCACCAAAACAAAAGCUAUUGUUCCAUCAUAAGAAGCUGCAUUUUUCAGUUGCAACACAGCCCCAGUACAUAGAAAAGUCCUCACAUUCAACGGCGUGAUGGAAAAUUCAACCGAAACUGGAAAAACAGCAAUGACUGCACUGCAAUUGACAGAGUAUACAUUCUUUGCUGUUAUAUUUAUCUUCGCUGUGACCGGAAAUAUCCUCGUCUGCCUCGUAAUUGCACAGACACCUCGCAUGCGUACUACUCGAAACUUUCUACUGGUAAACUUGGCAAUGUCAGACCUAAUGGUGGCGUUAUUUUGCAUCCCGUUUGAUGUCACGCUAAAAGUAACUUUUCCUGUUUGGCCUCUUGGUGAAGCUAUGUGUAAAGUUGUGUGGCCUGCUAUGACACUGUUCACAAACUGCUCAGCGGCAACUCUUGCAGCAAUAAGUUAUGAUAGGUAUCGAGCCGUAAUAUACCCCUGGAAACCUCGCUUCACUGCAGUUCAAACAUCCAUAAUAAUAAGCUCCACAUGGUUAAUGUCUUUGCUUCUCGUUUUACCCUACAUUUUGGCGCUAAAGAUGGUGAAAGGUAAAUGCGAGGAAGACUGGCCAGUGCCUUUUGCUGUAAAACUGUAUACAAUGGGCUUGUUUGUGUUCCAGUAUGCACUUCCACUCUUGAUUAUAGGCUUCGCGUAUUCCAUGGUGGCGCUGAAGCUACAUGAACAAGCAACCCUCCUGGCAAGAAAUCGUAAAGCGAGUGGCAUAUCUGUGAGUGCAUAUAAAAACGCUAAGAAUGCCGGGUCCAUGGAGCCUGCUGCAGAAAGCGAGUUACCCUCAAACGAUCCCUCCUUUGCUCAGAUGUCGAUCACGAAUAGCAAAACAAACUCCACAACAACUAAACCUUCAAACACGCGGCAAGAGGAGAAGCGGCUGAGGCGAACAACGAAGAUUGUCAAGAUGUUGGUUGUAGUCGUGCUUCUCUACGCCAUAUGCCUUCUGCCCAAUCAAGUCGUGUGGCUUUGGUAUGAGUUUGGGUCAGGUGCCAAUUGGCCCCAUUUAAGUACAUUUCUUACUUUCGGAAGUCUUAUGGUUUAUGUUAAUAGCUGUGUAAACCCACUUCUCUAUGCUGGUAUGAACGACGAAUUCAGGAAAGGUUUUGCUAAGAUUCUCAAAUGUCGAUGCAAAAAUGAUCGUUCGUGUUAGUUGCACUCAUUUCAUUAUAUUUUAGGGAAAGGAAACCACAUAGGUGUAUUUAACCACUCACGACUCCUUAGAGUAAUUUAGGGAUGAAGAAAACUCCCGAUCUACUGAGCAACAUGUACGGCUCAGGGAAUUAGGAGAACUAAAAUAAUAAUUUUUUUAGGAUGUCGAGACGAAAGUUGGAGGGGAAAUUACACUCGGAUUAAGCAGAGAAGCGAUGAGACUAAGCUCUCUAGCAAAUCAAAGACCGCAAAAAGUAGUCAACAAUACAGUAAAAGAUUGUCGUCUCCCUAAUCAAAAAAGUAAAGGAGGAUGGAAGUUGAUUUUUACAUUUUAAACGGAUUCAGGAAACGUCGAACAAAUAAUCUGAUACAACGUGAGCAACAAUUGAGAUUCCAUUAUGGCUAGAUCUGUUUGUCUUCCAUCGCUUUGAGGGUUCUCUACUAACCUUUUGAGUGCAGGUGGCUAUUAAAAACUAUAACUGAACAAUGACUGCUACUCAAUUGCUAUCAUUAUCGGAAGCUAUUGAAUAUAGCUGUUGACCGAUGCUUGAAUAGUUACUAGGAACUCUGAUUGCCAUAAAGUAAUCCUUUGGUGUUGAGGUCUGUACAGUAGUUACAUGGGAAAAAUAUUCGCAAUCACAUAACACCAAAUUUAUAAAGGCGAACUCUUG
Stylophora pistillata is the source of this 2235-nucleotide messenger RNA. Its product is annotated as cholecystokinin receptor type A. Gene Ontology annotation, molecular function: G protein-coupled receptor activity. Gene Ontology annotation, cellular component: plasma membrane. Gene Ontology annotation, biological process: G protein-coupled receptor signaling pathway. Lineage: Eukaryota; Metazoa; Cnidaria; Anthozoa; Scleractinia; Pocilloporidae. The record is from RefSeq and is a predicted model, not a curated record.